Messenger RNA from Sardina pilchardus (European sardine), 798 nucleotides. RefSeq lists its product as uncharacterized. NCBI's taxonomy places the organism in Eukaryota, Metazoa, Chordata, Actinopteri, Clupeiformes, Clupeidae. The transcript has 6 exons. The record is from RefSeq and is a predicted model, not a curated record. Bases 1 to 798 code for a protein of 265 amino acids.
AUGGUGACAUACGUCCUGUGGUCAGCAUUGGUAUGGACGUUCAGGGGGUUGCUGUUCACCUGGAGGUUUUUCUGGGUCAAUCCAUACCAUGCAAUAAAAACAUCUUCAAGGGGACCAUAUGGAUCAGGCCGUGGUGAUGCCCGUAGGCAUAAGCACAAGCUUCCCCUCCACAAACGGCUGUCAGCUGCUGAGGACGAUAUCCAGACUCUGAAGAACCAGCUCAACAGCCAGAGGGAGUUAUGGGAGAAGAGAUUCUACAAACUGCAGAAGAGGCAGCAGGAUCUACGGAACCAGUUGACCUCUGAGGCGUGGCUGAGUAGUGGCAUCUACCUAAAGCAGGAGGGGAUACAGAUACCCCGAGAGCUGCUGUUCGAGGCCGUGUUGGAGAAUGGACCACAAGGCCAAUUUGAUGAACCGGAUCCAGACCUUCCAAGGACCACACUCAGGAGACACGAGAUGAUGGCAUUUAGGGCCGAACAGAACAGUCCGAUGUCUUCAUCAGCAUGUGACUCCAGACCACCUUCAGCUUUGUCUGUAAACACAAACGCCAGUGUCUCUUCCUGGAGAAGUGGGUCUGGCCCCCACCGGGUCUUUGUGCCCCACUCCCCCAUGGACCUGCAGGUCGGCCACCGCGUCCGGGUUCUGCUGCCCUCGGGUCGGAUCAGCACCGGCGCCCUGCGCUACCUGGGCCCCGUGGAUGACGGCUCCCAGGACUACCACCUCGGAGUGGAGCUGGAGCGUGCUGACAAUGGCUCCCAGACGGGAGUCCACCAGGGACAGCACCACUUUGACUGGUAA